GACACAGGUAUAAAAUGCAAGUAGUGUUGUGCACAGUGUUUCUUUUCCACCAAUUACUUCACAAAGGCAUUGCCUUCAGGUUGAAGCAUGUUUUCCCACAGAACUUUGAGUUUUCUGCUCCUUGCGAUCCUUGCAGUUGAGAAAUGCUCUGCUUUCACUCCAGUCUACUCCAGACUCCUUAACACAAUUGAAAACAUAGAUGCAUUGAGUGAAGAGCAAAAAUCAAAAAUUUUGAAUGCAAAUCCAGAUUCUACGGAAAAAGUGAAAAUGAAGCAAGACUGCAUGGCAUUGAACCGCAAUGGAAAUAAGUCCAGUGGUAUCUAUGUUAUCCAUCCCAAAGGAUAUAAACCAUUGGUGGUCUACUGUUUCAUGGAUGCUCCAGGUAAAGGAUGGGUCAUGCUGCAACAUGUCACGAAGAACAGUAAUAUUUCCUUUGCAACAAAUUGGGAUACUUACAAGCGCACUUUUGGCAAUAUGGAAGAUGAACAUUGGCUGGGAAAUGAAUACAUCCACUGGAUCACACAGCAAGCUCGUUAUGAAGUGAAAUUUCUCAUUGACAGUGGUGUUGAAAAAGUUGCAAUUGAUUAUGCCAGCUUCAAUGUUGAGAAUGAAAGUAAUAACUACAAACUGAGACUGGGUGCCCCCAUUGGGGUUUCCCAGACUGAGAAACAUUUGGCCAUCAAUAAAAAUGAUAACAUGAUGUUUUCCACCUUUGAUAAGGAUAAUGAUAGAGAUGGCACGCAAAAUUGUGCAGCGGUAGAUGGAGGGGGCUGGUGGUUCAAUCACUGCACCUCGGUAAUAUUCAAUAAUCGGCAAAUUCGCUGGCCGGGUAUUUGUGACAACUGUGAAUCUGCCACCAUUUUAAUCAGACGUACUUUUGAAAAUUGCAAGUAAUCUUAUUAUCAAGCAGGUAGCUUGUUGCUGAAUAGUUAAACACAUUUUGUGCUCAUGAUUUUCUGGCAACUGCAAUGAAACUUGUUUUGCUUAAUGCAGUUUAGUAGUAUAGCAAUAAAUCUAUCAAAAUGAUAAUCACA
This is a messenger RNA of Stegostoma tigrinum, 1034 nucleotides long. Its product is annotated as fibrinogen-like protein 1-like protein. The coding region runs from base 88 to 894 and encodes 268 amino acids. The record is from RefSeq and is a predicted model, not a curated record. The transcript is spliced from 3 exons. Lineage: Eukaryota; Metazoa; Chordata; Chondrichthyes; Orectolobiformes; Stegostomatidae.